AUGGCGCCGCAGCUCGCAUGGACUGGUCUCGGAAACAUGGCCGAAGACAACAAAACAACCAUAGCCUCAACCCUGACAACCCAUGGCGCAAUUUUCGUCAUCAGCCCCGUCCUCGGUGCGCCAACAAUGGCCGAAGCAGGACAGGUAAUCUGCGUCCUAGCCGGACCCGCAGACAUAGUCGUCAAAGUGAAACCUUACACGACAGACGUGAUCGCCACGGGAACCAUCGACUACAGCAACCAAGAACUGGCCAAGGCAUCCCAGCUCAAGAUUGUGGGUAACGCAUUCGUUAUCAGCAUGGUAGAGACGAUCGCAGAGGGUAUGGUUGUCGUGGAGAAGACGGGUCUGGGGCGACUAUGCGUGGUGUGGAGUUGGCCUGGCAUUCUUUACCUCCUUUCGCCUGUCACCUUCACGCUUCUGACGCGAUACCCCCGUCUGCAAUACUACAGCGCGCCUACAGGCCUGGUCAUUACAGUCAUAGGCUCUUUGCUUUCCUCAUUCUCUGUGCAAGUAUGGCAUCUUAUUGCCACCCAGGGUGUCAUGUGUGCUAUUGGGAAUGCAUUAUUGUUUAGUCCGUCAUCCUUGUACCUUGAUCAGUGGUUUUUCCGUCGAAAGGGUCUUGCACUUGGAACCAUGUGGGCUGCCAAAAGUGUCACUGGUGUUGCUCUGCCCUUUGUUGCCAGUGCUUGCCUGAGUAAGUUUGGGUCAAGUAUCACGCUGAAAGCCUGGACUGUCGUCACGUUCAUCACUACCCUCAUGGCUUUGCAUUUUAUGAAACCUCGAGUCCCAAUCUCAGCAUCUGCUUCAGCACGUCGCCUGGAUUUGAGUUUCCUCAAGCGAUCCACCUUCUGGAUGCUGGAAGCUGGCAAUAUCAUCCAAAGCUUUGGUUACUUCCUGCCAACAACAUUCCUUCCUUCAUACUCAACAGGAACGAUUGGGCUAUCCCAGACAACUGGUACGCUGUUGCUCUCGCUCGUCAAUGUUACCUCCAUAUUUGGUGGUAUCGCCCUCGGAAUUCUAUGUGAUCGCUUCUCUGUCACAAACAUCAUGUUUUUAUCCUCACUUGGCUCGGCAUUGUCGGUACUUCUGUUCUGGGGCCUGGCGUCGUCGGGCUCAGAAUCGUCACAGACAGCCAUUGCCCUCCUGAUUGUAUUCUCCAUGACAUAUGGGUUCUUCGCCGGUGGCUUUAGCUCCACCUGGUCAGGCGUCAUCACUCAAAUCAAACGUGAUACAUCGCCAUCACUUGAGACCGGUUUAGUGUUUGGUCUUCUGGCUGGUGGCCGAGGCAUUGGAAAUGUGAUUAGUGGGCCACUGAGUACGGUGCUAAUUCGCUCCGGAUCUUUGGGCGACUCCAAUGGCUCAACUGGUUAUGAUUCCCAAUAUGGAACUUUGAUCCUAUUCACGGGGAUAACAGCCUUUUUGGGGGCAUGGAGCUGGAUGUGGCGGUAUAUCAGUCCUGCAGUGCGGUGCCUUACCUGA
Penicillium antarcticum is the source of this 1479-nucleotide messenger RNA. RefSeq lists its product as uncharacterized. Gene Ontology annotation, cellular component: fungal-type vacuole membrane. Gene Ontology annotation, molecular function: transmembrane transporter activity. NCBI's taxonomy places the organism in Eukaryota, Fungi, Ascomycota, Eurotiomycetes, Eurotiales, Aspergillaceae. The transcript has 4 exons. Gene Ontology annotation, biological process: transmembrane transport. The record is from RefSeq and is a predicted model, not a curated record. The coding region runs from base 1 to 1479 and encodes 492 amino acids.